Messenger RNA from Prorocentrum cordatum, 1165 nucleotides. The record is from the annotation of a GenBank genome assembly. NCBI's taxonomy places the organism in Eukaryota, Dinophyceae, Prorocentrales, Prorocentraceae.
AGGAACGCCCGCGCUCGCCGGGCAGCGGCGAGGGCGCGGCGCAGGCGGGCUCACCGCUGCGCGAGCAGCACCGGGGCCCGGGGGAGGGCGGCGCGCAGACGGAGGCCGCGGGAUCGGACGCGAUGCGCCUGGAGAGGCCCAGAAGUUCCAGCACUUCAUGGCGCAGCUGGCCCUCGGCAAGGAGCAGGCGGGGGCCUUCACCCGCGACCUGGGGGACAUGUGGGCGGCCAUCCGCCAGCUGCAGUCCGCGCUGGGCCCCUCGGCCGUCGGCGCCAGCGGCGGCUCCCUCGCCGAGCGCCAGGCGCGCCUGGAGAGGGAGCUCGCGGCCAGGUGCGAGCGUAUGCUGGAGCGCGCGGCGGAGGUGGAGAGGGCCGCCGCCGCCUCCGAGGCGAGGCUCCAGGGCGCGCUCGGGGACCUCCGGCGGAGCGUGGACGGCCUGCGGGCGGCCUCCUGCGGACCGCAGGCGGAGCACGGGCCGCUCGCGGAGCUCGUCCGGCAGAGCGUGGGCGAGCGCCAGGGCGCGCUGGCGGAGCUCCGGCGGAGCGUGGACGGCCUGCGGGCGGCCUCCUGCGGACCGCAGGCAGAGCACGGGCAGCUCGAGGACCUCAGGCGGAGCGUCGACUCGCGCGUGGGCCUCCUGGAGAGGGAGAUCGGCGCGUCGGCCGAUACGCACGGCAGGCCUGCGAUCGCCGACCGCCUGGCCUGCCUGGAGCAGUCGGCGGGGGGCCUGGCCGCGAAGUGCGACCUGGUGCUGGGGGAGCUCUGGUCCGUCGCCGACCUCGGGCGGUCUCACGCCGCGCACGUCGGCGACUGCCAGGAGCGCCUGCGGCACGUCGAGCGGGCGAUGGACACCGCCCUCGGCGAGCACGCCGAGGCGCUGGACGGCCUGAGGAGGGCCCUGGCGGGCCACGGCAGGGCUCUCGCGGCCAGCGCGGAGGGGCACGCGGCCCUGGACGACCGCCUGUCCCGCCUCGAGGCGGCCGCGCUGGCCGGCCUGCGGGCGCAGCACGGGGAGAUCCGACGUCUCGGAGAAACAUCGAGACGCCGUGAAAAGUUGAGCCUGGAGCCCCAGACCAGUCUUUCUGGGCCCUCUUUCGAACCGGAUCGGUCCGUGAGGGUCCCCGGGCCCGAAACGCCGCGAACCCCCCCAGCUCGAAAACAUUGA